AUGUGAACGCACUUCCUAACCUUUUUGCAUGGCUGACGCACAAACCGUGCAGGCCAAGAAAUGGGAGAAAAAAAUAAUCACAAAUUACUUGUGAAUGUACAUAUCCAUAGAUUAUGCACAUAUUAUAAUUGAGAACAUAUCUUUUACGUUCCGGGAACCUAGUUGAAAGCCAAAAAAUGUACAUAAAUCAAUGCAGACGUUUGCAUUUAUUGAGGAAUCAAGCCUAUGUGAACGGAGAAUGGGUUAAGGCAAAAAGUAAUUUGGUGUUUGCAGUUCAUAAUCCAGCUGACGACAGUGUAGUAGCAGAGGUGCCGGAUAUGGAUUCAAAAGAUGCACAGAACGCGUUACUAACCGCAUCUAAUGCGUUUCAAACAUGGAAAGAUACUACCGCAAAAGAACGGUCUCGUAUUUUAAGGAGGUGGUUUGACUUAUGUGAAAAAAAUACCGAUAAUUUGGCAGAAGUGAUAACAGCUGAAUCUGGGAAACCACUCGCUGAGGCCAAAGGGGAAGUUGCUUAUGGUAAUUCGUUCCUGGAGUGGUUUGCGGAUAGUGCUCGUCAUAUUAAUGGAGAAAUCAUACCGAGCCCAUGGCCGAAUAAGCAGAUACUUCUCACACGAAACCCUCUUGGAGUUGUUUCUGUAAUUACUCCCUGGAACUUCCCCUUUGCAAUGAUAACUAGAAAAGUUGGGGCUUUAAUGGCAGCUGGGUGUACCUGUGUCAUUAAGCCUUCUGAAGACACACCAUUAUCUGCACUUGCAGCUGUUGAAUUGGCUCAUCAAGCUGGAGUUCCUAAAGGUGUAGUUAAUGUUGUUACGACAAGUAGAAAGAAUGCUCCUACAGUUGGAAAAGUCAUGUGUGAAGAUGAAUAUGUGAGGUGCAUAUCAUUUACAGGUUCCACAACUGUAGGAAAAAUUUUAUAUGGACUUGCAGCCAAAGGCAUUAAAAGAGUUGCUUUGGAAUUGGGAGGCAACGCUCCAUUCAUUGUUUUCCCAAGUGCUGAUAUUGAUCAUGCUGUUGAUCAAGCAAUGCUGGCUAAAUUUAGAAAUAAUGGCCAAGCUUGUAUUGGGGCAAAUAGGUUUUUGAUACAUGAGAUAGUAUUUGACGACUUUGUUAAAAAGUUUAAGGCCAGAAUUGAAAAAAAAUGUGUAUUAGGACCUGGUACAAAGGAAGGUGUCACUUGUGGACCACUUAUAAAUAAUGAGCAAGCCAAGAAAGUAUCCGGACUUGUUGAUGAUGCUGUUGCAAAAGGUGCCAAGGUGCUUUCAGGAGGGAAAUUUGCAAAGAAUCUGGGGAAUAAGUUUUAUGAAUCCACUUUACUUGUUGAUGUUAACCAGGAUAUGCAAAUAUUUAAAGAAGAAGUGUUUGGCCCAGUAGCUACUUGUAUAAAAAUGAAGAGUGAAGAGGAGGCAUUAAAAAUGGCCAAUAGCACAAGAAGUGGAUUAGCUGCUUACAUUUUCACGAAAGAUUUAGGUCAAGCAUUUAGAAUGUCUAAGAAUCUUGAAUUUGGCAUGGUUGCUAUAAAUGAUGGGAUUUUGUCUGCAGCAGAACCAGCAUUUGGAGGUGUUAAAGAGUCUGGUAUAGGGCGUGAAGGCAGCCUCCAUGGUGCAGUGGAGUAUACUGAUUUAAAGUACACACUAAUGUCAGGAUUGGAUAAAUAAAAAUUUGACAAGAAAAAAAAUUUAUUAUGAAUUAAAUAUUGAUUUAGUUACUUUUUAAGUGUAACCAAUUUUGUCUUGUUUUUCUUAUUUAAGUUUGUUUGUUGUUUUUUAAUACUCUUGUUAUUUAUAAAUUGUUAUAUUAAUAUGUAUGAAUCACUUAGUGAAACAUUCCAGUCUUCCAAUAAAUGUGAUUGUAGA
Messenger RNA from Bombyx mandarina (wild silkworm), 1856 nucleotides. It is a transcript of the gene Ssadh, whose product is annotated as succinic semialdehyde dehydrogenase. The record is from RefSeq and is a predicted model, not a curated record. Gene Ontology annotation, molecular function: succinate-semialdehyde dehydrogenase (NAD+) activity. Gene Ontology annotation, biological process: GABA catabolic process. Gene Ontology annotation, cellular component: mitochondrion. Lineage: Eukaryota; Metazoa; Arthropoda; Insecta; Lepidoptera; Bombycidae.